ACAGGAUUAAUUUUUGUCAUUGGAGUAGUUGGCAAUGGAAUGGUCGUAGCUUUGAUCGUUUUCCUUCGCCGGCGAGGCCAAUCAUCAUCUGUCCAGUUAUUUCUCCUUCACCUGGCCAUUUCUGAUCUGAUGGUAUGCCUGCUGUGUGUUCCGUUGACCAUUUUUAGUAAUUUUCACUACCCCAAUGAGUACCAUGUCAGAGACAAUGGCUUGUGUAAGCUUUCUCGCUUCAUGCAGGUAAAUCAACUGACGAUCAAUGAAUAGACCUUCGUUAAGAGUUUUAUCAGGAGUUGCCCACGACAAGUUUUAGUGACCUUCAAGUAAAACCUUGAGAGCCCGUAGUGCAGACUUUGCUUCUACGUCAACUGAAAAGACAAAUGCUUAUAAAAUGCUCACGUUCAGAUACUAUAACAUGUUUUUGAUGGUUCUAUUUUCUGUCUGAUUAGCUAGUAGACACUGUGCGGUAUUGCUAAAGUGAGAAAGGGUGACAAUAACAAGCAUGGGGAACGGGAAAAUGAACAUGGGACAAAACCUUUAACUUAAACCCUAGCCCUGUCAGUAUUCAUUUGCUAUGCUCCGUUUUGCUUCUAUUUUUCAUUUUCUCUUUCAACUUUUCACGACACCGUUAUUAUUGUUUAUCUGAUCAGAAACUUACGCCCUCCUUUCCAAAUGUCAUCAAUCGGAAUCCUUUAGCUCAGCAGGUGAAGUCGAUUCCUUGCGGCGCCACAGGCGAGGAUCCACACCGGUUUCAAAUGUUUUGCAAAAAACAGUCACAUUAUUAGAUUUAAACCAGUUAAAUAGUGGUAAAGGCACGUGUUAUUGGCAAUUGCGUUAUUCAAAAUUCGAAAGACAGUUGCUGGAUUCGCGGCUGCGCAACAGAAAGAAAGGAAAUAAAACAGAAUAUGCAAAUGAUUUUCAGGAUUCUGAUGGCCACUUGUCAUAGUGGUCUUCACUUACCCGAAUUUUUUGGCUUUUCUGUCUUAACUCUUCAUAUUUCUUAAUCUACAGAAUCUUGGACCAGUAAUUUCCGUAAGCUUAUUGACAGUCAUAAGUAUCGACCGCUACAUGACGUUUGUAAGGCAAGAACUAACCCCUGUCCAGAGGGCUUGGUAUCUAAGACCUUCCUGGCUGACUUUUUUUGCUUGGAUCUACGGUACAGUUCAAAACCUUCCAGUGUUCCACUCAGCUGAAGUUGUCCCUAUUGACUAUAAGAACCACACAAUAUAUUACUGCACCACCACACAAAGCAAGAGACUCUUUGGGAGGAUUUACCUUGCAGUAUCUGUCUUACUUGGGUUUGUGAUACCUUUUGCAACCAUGACCAUAUCAUACUAUCGUGUAAUAAGAGUGGUAUGGACCAGAAAACGCAGAUUGUCAUCUUCCUUGGACGCUAAAUCUAACGCCACGAUAGCGAACGAAAAGCUCCUAGAGCGUACCGGAAAGAAGGUCCUUCGUGUUUUAUUGAUUGUUGUUAUUUGCUUUGUAAUUUGCUGGCUACCGUUUACUCUCUAUCAUGGUAUAUUAGAACGAUAUCUGAGGGAGUUUCCAAACCCUAUGGAUGCAGUGCGGCUUAUUACCUAUGGUGUGGGCCUGGCAAACUCGACUUGCAAUCCGUUCAUUUACUAUUUCAACGUUGGUGGAAAAUCAUUUCACUCCAUUAAAAGAAGGUUUGUAGAGGCGAUGAGAGACAAAACAAGAAAGUCAUCCAGCAUUGCCGAGAGAAGCGAAAACCUUGAAAGAUUUGAAUGCAAGGCUGAAGUUUCUAUGCAUGUAAUGGAGUUGGACUUUCCACGAAAAAGUUCGGCUUGUCCUAAACCCAACGACACAUUAGACAAUAAUUUUGCACCUUUUGCAUAUAGCAACAAUCUUCCAGGUUCUGAAGAGGAUGAUAAGACAUUUAAUACCCGUUUCUAG
Molecule: messenger RNA, 1914 nt
Organism: Porites lobata
Lineage: Eukaryota; Metazoa; Cnidaria; Anthozoa; Scleractinia; Poritidae
Source: the annotation of a GenBank genome assembly